AAACCUUACAACAGAUCAAGCACAGACACAACACAUUCACAUAUCAAAAAUAAAACACCAUUACUCAUCACACUCUACACACCACCAUCUUCUCUCCCCUUUUUCUCUACACAACAAAUUUCUUAUUCUCUCUCUCUCUAAAAAACAGUUUAUACAUAGACAAAAUAAAUACAACUCUUCAAAUCAUUUAAUUUCUCUACAAAUUACUUGUUAACCCAAUUUUUCUUUUUUGCUCCUUCUUCACCUUCUAAUUUCAAUUUAAUGAGCUUCUUCUUUCCUUUCCAGAAUGAACAAAUAAUCAGUAAAUUAGGGUUUUGCUUAUUUUAAUUGAGCAUCACAGUUUUGGGCAAUUUCUGUUAUUUGUUAUUUUCUUCUUGAAAGUUCGGUUUUUUCCGAAUUUUCAUUGCGAUUGAGCAUCUGGGUUGGCGAGAAAAAGUGUUCACGGUCAUGCAGCAAGCUUUGGUGGAUCCAUUGUUGUCGACUAAUCUGAGCUCCGACUCUGUUUCUCGGAGAUCGGACCCGGAGAAACGGAGAUUUGGUGAUCUUAGAGGGUUACAGUGGCGUAUAAAUCUUGGGGUGUUGCCUUCUUGUUCUUCUACAGCUUCUGUUGAUGAUCUUCGUCGAGUUACUGCUGAUUGUAGAAGAAGGUAUGCUAGUUUGAGAAGGCGUCUCCUUGUUGAACCCCCUAUUCCAAAGAAUGGAACUAAUUCACAGAAUCUUGCCAUGGACAAUCCGCUCUCACAAAAUCCUGAUAGUACAUGGAGUCAAUUUUUCCGCAACGCAGAGCUGGAGAGAUUGGUUGAUCAGGAUUUGUCACGUUUAUACCCAGAACAUGGCAGUUAUUUCCAAACACCAGGAUGUCAAGGCAUGUUGAGACGAAUUUUGUUGCUAUGGUGUCUCAAGCAUCCAGAAUGUGGUUAUAGACAAGGAAUGCAUGAAUUACUUGCUCCUCUGCUUUAUGUUCUCCAAGUUGAUUUGGAGCGUCUCUCAGAAGUUCGGAAGCUUUAUGAAGAUCACUUUACAGACAGAUUUGACGGACUUUUAUAUCAAGAGAAUGAUCUUACUUACAUCUUUGAAUUUAGGAAAUCUCUUGACACGAUACAGGAUGAAAUUGGCUCCCACGGAAGUGCAACAAAAGCCAAUAGUCUUGACGAACUUGAACCCGAGAUUCAGUUUAUUGUAUUACUAAGUGAUGCAUAUGGAGCUGAAGGUGAACUUGGUAUUGUAUUAUCCGAGAAAUUCAUGGAACAUGAUGCUUACUGUAUGUUUGAUGCUUUAAUGAAGGGGCCCAAUGGUUCGGUUGCAAUGGCCGAUUUCUUCUCUUCCGUUCCUGUAGCCGGGUCCCAUACCGGCGUGCCUCCCGUUAUCGAAGCUUCUACGGCAUUGUAUCAUUUGUUAUCUCUUGCUGAUUCUUCUCUGCAUAAUCAUCUUUUUUAUCUCGGGGUUGAACCUCAGUACUUUUAUCUCCGAUGGUUGCGAGUUUUAUUUGGGCGAGAAUUUUCACUCGACAACCUAUUAAUCAUUUGGGAUGAGGUCUUUGCAUCAGAUAAUUGCAAAGUUGAAAUUUUUUCUGAUGACGAUGUAGAUUGUGGAUUCAGGAUUUUACAUUCACCUCGCGGAGCAUUUAUCUCAGCGAUUGCCGUAGCAAUGUUACUUUAUUUAAGAUCUUCUCUACUUGCAACCGAAAACCCUACAACUUGUCUCCAGAGACUACUAAACUUCCCCGAAAACAUUAAUGUUGAAAAACUACUAGAGAAGGCUAAAUCCUUGCAGGGUCUUGCUUUAAGUGUCGAUAUUUCAUCCUCGUCACUUUUGCUCAUAGGGUCUCAUUACCAAAGUAAAAUGGCGCCUACAAGAAACGUGGUCCCUCCGUCAGAAUCCGUGUCUCCAAAAACCCCUCUGAAUUUUAUACCUGAUAGUUACUGGGAAGAAAAGUGGAGAGUUGCUCAGAAGACCGAAGAACGUAAGCAAGAUGGUGUAGAAAAGCAGGUUCCGACUCGGAAGAAGGGAUGGGCAGAAAAGAUGAAAUUUAGUAUGAGAAGAACAGAAUCUGAUCCACCUCCAUCAAGGGUUCAAAGUAGACAAAGGGGAUCUAAGAUGUCUUUUAGACGCAGUUUGUUGGAUGAUCUUCGUAAAGCACUUGGUGCAGACGAAAACACAGAACACGAGCAGUGUCAUGAAAUCGUAUGCGAGCAGGAUAAUAUCUCUGAAGAAGUUGAAGUAGAGCGACAAGAAAGUGUUUGUAAUAGCGACAACAAUUACUCGUCUGAUGAAAAAUGUCCAAGUGGAAAUUCUGGCCGUGAGGAAGAUUCAUCUACAUUUUCUGACUCUGCUAGUCCCCCUAAUGAGGCCAACAAUCACGAAAUUGCCUCAGAAAAAAAUAGUGUUACAUCUUUUUUAUCCCUAGAUGAAUGCCAUGAAACUUCAAUUACCAGUCCUAUUGAUUCACCCCUUCCAAUUUCUGAUCCUCCAGAGAACAUGCCUUCGACAUCAGUGUGCAAUAAUGACGAUCAAGAAAAGCAUCAAUGCAAUAAAAAUUCAGAUACCAGUCCCAAUAAUUCACCCUUUCCAAUCUCUGAUCCUCCUCAGAACUUACCUCAGACAUCAGAGUCCAUUAACGACGACGGUGCAGGAAGUUCAGCCGCAAAUUCUAAAGAGAGAAAACAGAAUAAAUUCCAGUGGUUUUGGAAGUUUGGUUGGAAUACCGUUGAGAUUAUCUCCGAGAAAGUAGUAGGUGCUGCCGAGCCUACAAAAUCUACCAACAGUUGUAGCGACCAAAGUAAUACACUGCCACCACCAAAAUCAUUGGACACUUUGAAGAAUAUUGGACAGUCUAUGCUUGAUCAAAUUCAGGUACUCGAAUCUGUUUUCCAACAGGAUCGCGGUCAAGGAGCCACUGCAUUGGAGAACAUAUCUAAGAAUGUUCUUGUUGGCAAAGGGCAGGUUACUGCCAUGACAGCUCUCAAAGAGCUUCGGAAAAUCAGCAAUCUAUUGUCUGAGAUGUGAGUGAGAGAGGUUAAUCUAGUUUUGACUUGUAUGUGUAUAUACAUUUUGUAAAUUAUAAUUCUUUGCCCCAAUAAAGAAAUGAGUUAUUUUUCUGCAUUUCA
Messenger RNA from Cicer arietinum (chickpea), 3107 nucleotides. RefSeq lists its product as uncharacterized. Gene Ontology annotation, molecular function: GTPase activator activity. The record is from RefSeq and is a predicted model, not a curated record. Lineage: Eukaryota; Viridiplantae; Streptophyta; Magnoliopsida; Fabales; Fabaceae. Gene Ontology annotation, biological process: activation of GTPase activity.